CGACGGCGUGAACGCAGCUACUCGGACGAUGAGGACGAGCAGCGGCGAUAUAACAAAAGACGUCGCGACGAUGAUCGCUCUAGGGAAGGAGACAUCAAGAGGCAUCAGGGAAGUCCCAGGAGAGACGCCCGACGACAGCCGUAUCCACCACGCGAAGGAAUGCGAGGAGGUCCCAUGGGCGGACGCGGACCGUACGGGAUGGGAGGCGAUCGCCGUCGGAAUUUUCCUCCGGAGUGGGGGAUGCCACCGCAAGGCAUGUGGCCGCCACACUUCCCACCCCCACGUGGUGCUGGGUACCCUCCGGACUUUGAUCCGAAUAUGUAUAUGUCGGAGAAUGGAGGUAUGAUGCCGCCCCCACACAUGAUGAUGCAUCCGAUGGGCGGACGUGGCCAAUACUUUCCCCCUGGCGGCCGCGGUGGCCGGGGAGGACGCGGUAAUUACUAUGCAGGACGAGGCGGCAAGGAUGGAGAGAACGGCGAGGCCCCCACUGCUAAGACUACUCUGCACGUUAGACAUGUGGAUCCCAAGUAUGUCAACAUGACGAUGUUGAGUCUGCACUUCUCCAAGUUUGGUAACGUGGUGAAUGUGCAGAUGCGGCCCAGUGCGAAAUGUGCUUUUAUUCAGUAUGCGACUGAGGAGGAAGCCAAGAAGGCCUUCCACUCGCCUCUCCCUGUGUGCAACAACCGGUUUAUUUCAGUAAAAUGGGCCAAGCACGACGCCCAAAACCCCGAAGAAGCCGCUGAUCAGCUCGAAAACGCAUCGGCAGAAGCAGUUGGAGAGGAUGAAGCUUCUACAGGAGGUGAAGCUGCGGAAAAGAAUGUAGAAGCGGAAGGGGAAUCUGCUGAGUCGCUACCUGAGAACAAUAUGACGGCCGAGGAGCUGCGAGUUGCAGCAUUAGAGAAGGGUCGAAAGGUACUGGAACAGAAGCGUGAGUUGCUGGAGAAGCAGCGCGCGUUAAAGAAGCAGAAGGAGGCGCUGAUCAAGCGGCAGUUGGCUCAGCAGAAGGAACUGCUGGAACGGAUGAGUGCGAACAGCUCGCAGUUCUCCAUAGCGGAGAAGCGCGACCUCUUGAACAAGAUCACAGCCUUGUCGGCCGAGCUGAAGGCGCUAACUCCGCGUAAUUCGGCCGUCUCUCCGAGCGCCGCGUCAGGUGAAGCUGGUGAGAAUCUUAAUGGUUUGAAGGCGGAGCUGAGUGCGCUGGAGGCCGAAGCUGGUGGCCGAGGCGGUCGAGGUGGCCGGUGGUCAGGAGGUCGUGGCUACAGAGGAGGCCGUGGUGGCCGAGGUCGUGGAGGAUUCGGUCGGGGCUCGCACACACUCGACAACCGAACUACGAUCGUAAAGGUGGCGAAUCUACCGGAGGAGGCCCGUGAUCCUGUCGUGUUGACGCAGCAUUUUGGUAACUUUGGAGCCGUGGAGCGCGUCGUGAUGGACGAGACGGCGCCUGGCCAGGGCUUCAUUAAGUUUCAGGAUCGGUAUGCAGGGCAGGCCGCACUGAACCAUGGCAACGUUUUCGGCGACAAGCAACUGCAGAUGGGGUGGGUCGAGACACAAGAAGCACCGGCAGAGCUGCAGAGCCCGACUGGCGCAGACUUUGCUGCUACGGAAGCUGGUGAUGGCGCCGUGACAACCACGUCUAGCGACCAGGUCUCUGCGAACACUACCAUGUGAUCCAGGAAGCAGCGAGACACAGACUCAGCACCGGCACAAAGCUAUGAUAUAGGAUGCCUGCAAAUGGCUAAAUUACAGCAAUACAAGUCGAAC
This is a messenger RNA of Phytophthora nicotianae INRA-310, 1761 nucleotides long. RefSeq lists its product as hypothetical. Lineage: Eukaryota; Oomycota; Peronosporomycetes; Peronosporales; Peronosporaceae. The record is from RefSeq and is a predicted model, not a curated record. Gene Ontology annotation, molecular function: RNA binding. The coding region runs from base 160 to 1668 and encodes 502 amino acids. The transcript is spliced from 2 exons. Gene Ontology annotation, cellular component: nucleus.